Molecule: messenger RNA, 2418 nt
Organism: Pseudoliparis swirei
Lineage: Eukaryota; Metazoa; Chordata; Actinopteri; Perciformes; Liparidae
Gene: il12a
Product: interleukin 12a
Exons: 6
Coding region: 1224-1874 (216 amino acids)
Biological process (GO): immune response
Cellular component (GO): extracellular region
Molecular function (GO): growth factor activity; interleukin-12 receptor binding
Source: RefSeq, a predicted model, not a curated record
AGGAGUAAUGUUCAGUCUUUGGAGGUCCGAUGGUGAACAAGUGAAAGGCCAGGAAACUCCGACCAACCGCUCACUGCCGACGUGCCGUUUCUUCUUUAGUGUGUGAAACACAAGUGGAUCUCAGGUCUUCUGCAUCUGGACCAGAGGGUGUGAAGAGAGUAUGAAGUCAUGCUUUAUGCAUUGAUCACAUUUCAAUGUAUUCUCAUUUGAGCCUCAUGCAAUUAUCAGAUAUUGAAUAAAUAUAUGCUUCAGAAUAAAAGUUCACGCGUGACCUUAGAAACAGAAGUUGGCAAAACGAUCACAUUAAUCAUAUGUGUUGUCGAGCUUGCGAUCAUAUCACAGGAUCUUCCUCUGCAAAUGAAUAAAUAGGAAAUGAAACAUUGUUCAGCCUCUGAGAGCAGUCAUAAACCCACCGCCCGCCCGCCACACAAUAAACCGGCAAUAAUAUCUCGCCAGGUGUGCCGCCAUGAAUUACCAUCAUCCCCUCUUUCCUGAACGGUAUUUGUAUUGUUUUUAUUUCUCGAGGACUGACUGCAGGUGGCUUAUGGAGCUCAUAGGGCGAUGGCAGGUCCCACGUGAUGCUGAGGCUGACAGGACCAGAUGAUGAUCACCAUGGAGAUCAAUAUUAUCGGUACCUCAGCGCUGCUUCUUGCAAUUCUGCACUCAUUGUGCAGUCAACUCAAUGUGUGUGUUUUCUUUGGGCAGUUGCAAAAGAAGAUAAUGUCGGGAGAUGUGGAGUCAUACGCUCUCACCUAUUAGCCAACCCUAUUAUUAUUCAUAUUCAAACCAUAUACAUUCAACCCCGCAUGGUGUCUUAUUGUAUCCCCAUCUUAACUGUUGCAUCUCAGUUUGAGUUUGAGUUCAUUUUUCCCCAAGCUGGUUUCUUUACAAAUAUGAGACAAACAAUGCCACUUCCUGUUUCUACACGACACAAUGUGACAAAAAUUACAGAUGACGUUAUAGGUUUCUUGUUGCUGGUGCUCCUGCAGGAUGGUGAAGGGAAUCCCCCCUCUCUCUCUCUCUCUCCUCCUUAAAAAUGCAUAUAAAUACAAUCAGGUAUAAGAAGCCGGCAGCAGUACUGAUCAACCGGUAAACGACUAUCGACUUCUAUCUGAUCCGAAAGAUGACAGUCUUUAAUUUAUGUGAGUUCAGCGUGAAACACGAAGAAUGAAACGCGUAGUGUGACGUGGUAUCGUGAGCGUGCUCGUGAAACUCUCGUGCACAUGAGACGCGCACGUGUUGACGCUUAUGUUGCUCUCUGUGCAGUGGGCUUCGCCAGCUGUGUGCUGCUGCUGACCUCCAGCGGGCGCGCGUCGGCGGGGCUCCCCGUGCACGCGCGCAGCGCAGCGAACUCCGCUGACUGCUCGCUGCACUGCGGGAACCUCCUGCUGACCGUCAGAGAGCUUCUCGGCAGUGAUGUUCUGUGUUUCGGCAUCGCCUCUGAUGGGAUGAUGGUGAUGAGUCAGGCUGAGACGGUACUGGCCUGCGCACCCACCCGGACUCAGAACACAAGCUGCACAAUGGAAAGAAAUUCAUCUUUUAGUGAGAGUGAAUGUCUGAGGAACAUCAGGAAGGACUUGGCCUACUAUGCUGCUGCUUUUCAGUCUUACUCCAAGUCCCAACUCAGAAGUCACAAUGAAGAAGUUGCACUUCUGAGUCCAACUCUGGAAAAAAUACAGAGGCUGAAGAAGAGCUGCUCCCUGACGCCCAAUGAAGAGAAGGACUCUUCAGAGGAGGAUGCUGCCCAGAUGUGGGGAGAUGACACCUUCAGUAGGCGGCAGAAGAUGUGUCAGAUGAUGAGGGGCUUCCAUGUCCGGACCAUCACCAUCAACCGAGCUAUGGGUUACAUCUCCUCGGGAGACCACAGGAAGUAAACAUCCGACCUACGAGCACAUAACAAUCAUCCCUAUCAUUCCAAUCACAAAGCUUUCCUUCUUUAAUGUAUCACAAUCGAACAUCAUUUACAGCUCCUGACGACGUAGUGCUGUUCACUGCACGUGCUGCAGAACACAAUGUAUUUUAGAUGUAUUUAUUACAUUUAUUGAAUGGCUUGUUAUUUAUUGUAUUAUUUGUUGUUAUGAGUAGACCCAUCUAAAGAUGGAUCAGAAGAAAUGGACAGCAUGCGAGUUAAAUAUGAAUGUCACAGCAAAGGGUCUGAAUACUUGUGACCAUGUGAUAUUUCAGUUUUUCUUUUUUAUUAAAUUUGCUUUUUUUCUGUCAAGAUGGGGUGCUGAUUGUACAUUGAGAAAUAAAAUGUUUUUUUAAAUUGUUUUAGCAAAUGAAAAAAUACAUUUAUUUAAGGCUUGUGUUAUUUAUUGUAUUAUAUUAUUUGUUGUUUUGAGGUGCUGAAGUAGAAGUGGUAUUUAUGUGGGAAUGGGUUCAACAAUAAAAUGAUAAAUGAAGUCAAAAGAAACUUUA